Molecule: messenger RNA, 2120 nt
Organism: Drosophila ananassae
Lineage: Eukaryota; Metazoa; Arthropoda; Insecta; Diptera; Drosophilidae
Product: transportin MOS14
Exons: 3
Coding region: 217-1722 (501 amino acids)
Biological process (GO): protein import into nucleus
Cellular component (GO): nuclear membrane; cytoplasm
Molecular function (GO): small GTPase binding
Source: RefSeq, a predicted model, not a curated record
UCCACAUGCCUGGAACAUUCCGGAUAACUUUCAAUCUUUGUUGAGAUCUCACAGCGAGCACUAGCUUUUCCGAUAGCUCCCCGUAUUUUUUCGAGAAUAUUUUCCAAGAGUCCAAUAUUUGUUUCUAAAAUAAAAGCAAUCGGGUUUUGUGAACCGCAUUUUUCCAAAUUUAACUUAAGUUUUGAGUUGAAUAUUGUGACUUAUUUGAUUAUCAUCAUGUCUAUGUCGAUCUUCUACCGCAAGAGAGCGUCGAACCCCUUCACCAAGGAGUCUGUCACCGAGGCCCUGAAGACCCUGGUCGGGGAGGGCUCCACCCGGAGGGACAGAUACCUGAGGCGCUUCCAGAGGUCCCCCAACGCCUGGCCGGCCCUGGACGAGAUCCUGGCCGACGUGGAGGCCCAGCCCAUGCACGUGCUCCUCUUCGCGGCCACCACCAUCCGCUCCAAGAUCAAGCGCGAGGCGCACACCAUGCCCGUGGAGAGGAUCCUCCAGCUGAAGAGCGGCCUGACCCAGUGCCUCCAGGAGGCGGCCCUCCUGCCCGCCGGCCGGCCCCUGAUCAUCCAGCUAGGCCUCUGCCUCAUCGACCUGGGGCUCCACUUCGCCUCGUGGAGCUACGAGCUGGCCGAGCUCUCCGAGAAGAUGGUCUCCGAGAACCGCCCGGAGCACAUCCGCGUCUUCCUCGAGCUCCUGCAGCUGCUGCCCGAGGAGGCCCGCGAGUACGUCGUCAACGUGUCUCCCACCCGGGAGAACUUCAUCGAGCGUCGCCUCUGGGUGCAGGCCCCCCACGUGGUGUCCCUCAUGGGGCAGCUGAUGGGCUACCAGAGCAUAGGGCUCGAGGGCGAGAAGCAGUGUCUGAAGGUGUGUGCUGCCUGGACCCGGUUCGGCUACAUGGACGCGGAGGACCUGAUCAACAGCCGGGUGAUUCUGCGGACGCAUCUCAUCCUGCUGCACGAGGAGGAGGAGCUGCACGCAGAGGCCUCCGACCUGGUGGUGGCCCUGCUGGAGUCGGCCAGCAUCGCCAACGACCUGGAGCUGGAGGUCUUCCAGAUGGGCAGCGGCCUGGAGGACAAGUUCCUGGGGGCGGUGGCCCAAGACAAGAAGGCCCUCGUGGCCAACUACGUGGCCGUAUUCCUGCAGCUGGCCGCCACGACCUACACGGUGACCCAAGGCGCCAAGACCCUUGUGGCCGAGGACCGUAGAAGAAGGGUCUUUGGGCUGCUCCUCCACGUGGCGAGGUACUGCGAGUGGUACCCCGUGGAGCAGACCCUGAACCUGUGGCGGAAGCUCCUGCAGGAGCCCCAUGUAGCCGCCUUUGAGCCCCUCGUCCAGGACCUGAUGAGGAUCCUCUUCGACCGCAUCCAGUUGCGCGACUCCCACCAGGACUCUGGCCUGCGCCGCUCCUCCCGCUUCGGCCUCUUCCGCCAGCGAGUCGCUGACAUCCUGAAAGCCAUGGCCCCGCAGGUACCCCCCGCCGUCAUGGACGCCCUCUUGGCCACCGCCCAGAACCCCGCUAGCCCCUGGAUGCAGGUGGAGGCCGCCGUCUUCUUCCUCACGCACUUCAUCGGCAGCUUCGCCCACCUGAAGACCUCCUUGUACGAGCGCCUCCUGGCGAUCCUCUCGCAGCGCCCCCAGCCCGUCUUCCGCCGGGUGGAGCGCCGUCUCCAGAAGGGCCUCAAGAAGCAGGCCACUGUCGGGGGCGAAGUCAACUGCUCGUCCUGCUAGACCUUCUAGAUCCUGGAUCCUCUAGAUCCUCCCAAAUUGUUGGUGCAUUCAGUUCGGAUAUGUUCAAAUUUUUGGUUUUUUCCUUUGGCCGUUCAGUUUUCAAAUUUGCGGUUCCGCGAAAUGCCAUUCCGAUUGCAUUUUUUAAAUUACUUUGUAACGCGAAUAAACUUUUUGGUAUUAAUCCUGUGCAGCGCCCUCUUUCGGCGGAACAGAUCCCGUGCAGAAGUCCCUAUCCAUCGAUAGGAUCCGUGCAGAGGUCCUUAUUCAUCGAUAGAUUCUAGGGAUGGCAGCCGGCUUACCGAUAUUCACCGUGCAAAGGACCCUUCUCAUCGAUAGGUACCGUGCAGAAGUCCUUUUUCAUCGAUAGAUUCUAGGGAUGGGAGCCUGCUUGAUCCCAA